This is a messenger RNA of Oncorhynchus kisutch (coho salmon), 3880 nucleotides long. RefSeq names its product signal-induced proliferation-associated 1-like protein 3. The coding region runs from base 1917 to 3467 and encodes 516 amino acids. The transcript has 7 exons. Lineage: Eukaryota; Metazoa; Chordata; Actinopteri; Salmoniformes; Salmonidae. The record is from RefSeq and is a predicted model, not a curated record.
AUGCCAUUUAUUCCAUUCCAGCCAUUACAAUGAGCCCGUCCUCCUAUAGCGCAUUCCCACCAGCCUCCUCAUCCCAUAUUUAUUGUAAUUUGAGCUCUCCCACGCAUAUCCUAAGCGACUAGUCACAUGCUUUCCCAUACAGAAUUAUGCUUUAUCCACUUUCCUUUUCAUGAAUUGAUACAUUUUACCGCGUCAUGAUGGUCAUACAGAAUCAUAGAAUCAUUGCGACAAAGAAUGUGUAAUUGGAAUGCUAUUGUUGUGGGUUUGAUAGAACAGGCAAUGGGUUGGUUUUGUGGAUUAGUGAAGUAAACUGGAUGGAAAGAGAGGAAGAAAAUUAAUGGACAUUGCAAAUUUAGGAAAUUAAAACAACUGACAGAUCUGUUUAAUAGCUCUGCGCCAACAAUCUUGUUUUUAAUUCAAUGGACUUCAUAGAAGUUGAUGCUACUAUAUGAAUUUGAAAUAUUUUACAAUGACGGCCUACCCCGGCCAAACCCUCCCCUAACCCAGACGACACUGGGCCAAUUGUGUGCCGUCCUACGGGACUCCCGAUUACGGCCAGUUGUGAUAUAGCCCAGGAUUGAACCAGGGUCUGUAGUGACGUCCUCUAGCACUGAGAUGCAGUGCCUUAGACCGCUGCACCACUCCUGAGCCCACUAAGGAAUGAAUACAUGGUUUACUCAGCAAAUAUUUAGAGCCAAAAUAGCAUGUCAUGAAAUGUCAAAAAAUGAAAUUCUAUAGGAGCUUGUGUCACGUACGCACGCACGCACGCACGCACGCACGCACACGCACACGCACACACACACAAAAAGACAAAGAGCACUGUGAGCCCUUUGAGGAUAUGUGAACUGGCUCAUUGACACUUGGGAGAGGUAAGUAUUCUGUUUUUCCUCUACAAGUUAUACCCAGAUUUCUUUAGAAUGUGUUUUAGCAUGUGCAGGUGAGGGCUGACAAAUUGUGUGUUGUAUUUUGUUGCCUUGCAUUCAACCGCAGAUCAUCAGUGGUGACUGAUUACAUAGUCUAUGUAUUGACAAAAGGGACUGAUUACAUAGUCUAUGUAUUGACAAAAGGGACUGAUUACAUAGUCUAUGUAUUGACAAAAGGGACUGAUUACAUAGUCUAUGUAUUGACAAAAGGGACUGAUUACAUAGUCUAUGUAUUGACAAAAGGGACUGAUUACUUAGUCUAUGUAUUGACAAAAGGGACUGAUUACUUAGUCUAUGUACUUGACAUAAGGGACUGAUUACUUAGUCUAUGUACUUGACAAAAGCUAUCCUACUGUUUUGCGAGUGGUCAUGAUUGAGGGAUGCUUUGGGGAAUUUUGCUGGUAGUCUUGACCACCUGCUAUUUGUUAUGUGCUGCUAUGAGGCCUGUGGGCACUAACCUGUGAGGGUUAGUCAAUACACUUUGCAACAAUAACGUUUUACAACCUGUUCUCUAAAAAUGACCAGAAGAAUGGUCAUUGAUUUGGUUGAGACAUGCUUUGUGGUUGGGAUGUUAAAAUGGACUGGAAAAUAAUGGAUUGAUAUUAAUGCAAAAUACAAGGUUAAGUAGAAAAAAACAAUUGGUGACAAUGUAGGAACAAAUUCCUUAAACAUUGAUUUGUUCAAUCUAUGCUAUUCAGUGCAAUCCAGAGCUGUGAAGUAUAAUGCAGCUUGGUGUGAACAAAGGGAGCACUGACUACACUCACAUGAACAAUCAGCCCUUUAUUCCUCAGGCCCAGACCAUAUAGCCGUGCCUUUUCUAGGGUGGCUCUGGACAGCCCCUCCUCUCAUAUAGCAAAUGAGAUGGCUAUAUGAGACUCCUAAAGACUGUACAAGGUUAGGGCUGAACAAGGCUGCUUCGUACUGCCACACACACACACUGUUAGCGGUUAUAUUGUACAUGCAUGUAUUACAUUUUACCGUUGGCUUUUGCUUAUGUAUUUCUCUUUCCCUCACUCUGUUUUACACUUUCAAACCAGUCUGGUCGUACAUUCCCCCAUAGGUGCUGUGGAACAUACCAACCAUUACCUCUGUCAAACACUCACUCUUUCUCAGUUGGAGGUGCUGUACUACCCCCACCCAGCAGUGACUCUCUCCAUGAUGGCCUCCUAUAGCCCUACCCACAAGGGCUGGUUUGGUGAGAGGGGGGUUCACCAGGGGAUUGGGCUGGACAUCCUCUUCAGUGGCAGAGACUUUGACACAUCUAAUAUGUACUCCCAAAAUGACACUCAACAACUUCAGGAGGCCAAGUCCCAUUAUGCCUGUCCCAGGGCCCCCCAGAGGUCCCUGCAUGGCUGGGGCACAUACAGCCCCCCUCCACAGAGACCCAGCACUGGGAGCAGAGGGGGGACCAACCAGUGUCAGAGCUACCACGCUCAUACCCUGCCGCUGCCCUUGCCCUGCAGAGCACUGCCUGUCUUCAGACCCUGUGUCUACAGCAGCCCUCGGGGAUACAACGCUACCACAGUGGACAAACCUCGCAUGCUUAGAGCCACUAUUACAUCCAGCCCCUCGGAUUCCAACCACCCUGUCCAGCACCAGAGCCAGCAACCCAGACCAAACCAGCAGCAGGUCAUUAAGCAGCAGCACCAGCCAAGUCACAGUCAAAAGCCUGUCUACCAGCCAAGCUUCAGUCCCACUCCAAUCUAUAGGAGACUCACAACCUGGCAGCACAAGGACAACACCAAUACAGACAACACCGUCAAGACUAACAGCCCUCACAGUAACAGAAUCAAGAGACAGGUGGACAUGACGUCCCAGAACGUGUUGGGACAGCCGCGUGUCCUGGCCUCUCUGCGCGGCCCGCCCUCUCCACGACAGACCCACAAGACAACUAACCUAGAGGAGGAACUGAGGCUCAUCAUACUGGACACAGAGGACUCAGGGAGGGAUGCAUCCUGCCGUCAUAGCCUCUCUACAGAGAUCAGCCUCGGCAGUGGUCCCCUGCAUUCCAGUCUGGCAUGUUCCCCAGUCUCUGACUGCCCAGAGCUGGAGGGGCUUGAGGACCUGUCUGCCUCUGAGCUGUCUCUGACAGAGGGCUGGGACCCUGGGCACAUCCCCCUACUGGCCUCUGCCUGGGGCAUGGAGUGGAACAAACUUGUCAAUGCUGCCAAGGCCUAUGAAGCAAAGAGGACAGUGGAGCCCAUUCCUCCCAGCAAGUCCAAGAAGCAUGGAUCAGAGGGUGGACCUGCUGCUUGCCCACCUAAUCACUACCCUCCUCAGGGCUACAAUGCCCAGCCCACAUUAAGAAGUGAAGUGCCCAGUGAUCUGUCAAGACUUCACCACCUGGAGGCGCUGCUGAGACACUUGGAGAGCAACCUGGAGAAGGAAAGGGAGGAUAAAGUAGCCCUGAUGGAGGAAGUGACGAUUCUGAGAGAGACCAACCAGCGCCUGUGGGAGGAGUCUCUUUCAUCCAAUGAACAGCUCCGUAAACUCAGCCUGUUGUUCAACAUGGCCCCAGGAAUGAUGCCUAGAGAGAGAGAAUGACCAGCGACACUAAGAGGAGAGAGAGAUUAUUUGAAAAGAGGAGUAGAGGAAAGAAUGUUUUCAACAAAGAUAGUACCUUGAAACAGAGUUUACAAAUGUAAAUUGUCUUCAAAAUGUGAUCAGAGAAAGAGGACAGAUCACGGCGAGUUACCAGAGUUUGCUUGUGGAGGUUACUUAUGCUGGGACAGUGACAUGUACAAGCUGGCUAAAUGCUUGAGUUGUUAGCCAGUUCAGCUUUACACAGUUGGUACGUUUUAACUCCAUGACAUUGGAAUAUUUCAGUUGUGUAAUUCUCAUGUCCUCUCGCCUCUCCUGCUUGUCAAAACCCAUUGGAUGAGAGAACCAGAGGUCCAUCCCCUCUGACCUUCUCCACCAAUGGGUACAAUAAAAUAUUUAAGAAGGCACUGCUGAGA